CACCGCCUCGCCCGCUCUCAUCUCGCACGCUUCCAUCACGGUCUGCCUCCGACCCCCGCGAACCAGCUACAAUCCCCAAUUCAAGUCUUCAUCCCCUCUUCCACUACAUAGCACAGCAUGGUCAAACUCACCUCCUCGGACGGCGAGACUUUCACAGUUGAAAAGGAUGUUGCUGAUCGAUCAAUCCUGAUCAAGAACAUGAUCGAGGACGUCGGCGAUGCCUCCACCGAGAUCCCCAUCCCCAACGUCACCGCGAACGUGCUCAAGAAGGUGCUUGAGUGGUGCGAGCACCACAAAUCCGACCCCGUCCCCGUGAGCGACGACGACAAUGACUCCCGCAAGAAAUCGACCGAUAUCGACGAGUGGGACCAGAAGUUUAUGCAGGUCGACCAGGAGAUGCUGUUUGAAAUCAUUCUCGCGCUACUAGAAGUCGGCUGCAAGACCGUCGCAAACAUGAUCAAGGGAAAAUCGCCCGAGGAAAUCCGUCGCCAGUUCAACAUCCAGAUGGACUUCACGCCCGAGGAAGAGGCCCAGAUCCGCAGAGAGAACGAGUGGGCCGAGGACAGGUAGUUUCAAUGAUUUCAAAAAGAUGAUCCUCGCUUUCCUCUUCUCCUUGCUGUUUCGUCUCUUCAUCUUUGUGUUUUGGUUUGCGUUUGGUGUGGACGGGGUGGGUGCUGGUAGGCAAUCAUAGCCUCAGCAGCUUGUUUCGCGCACAUCAUCCGUUUGGGUGCUUUCCUUUAUGUU
This is a messenger RNA of Myxozyma melibiosi, 744 nucleotides long. RefSeq names its product Skp1 family, dimerization domain-containing protein. The record is from RefSeq and is a predicted model, not a curated record. NCBI's taxonomy places the organism in Eukaryota, Fungi, Ascomycota, Lipomycetes, Lipomycetales, Lipomycetaceae. Bases 118 to 570 code for a protein of 150 amino acids. Gene Ontology annotation, biological process: mitotic cell cycle; SCF-dependent proteasomal ubiquitin-dependent protein catabolic process. Gene Ontology annotation, cellular component: nucleus; cytoplasm. The transcript is spliced from 5 exons. Gene Ontology annotation, molecular function: cullin family protein binding.